This is a messenger RNA of Priceomyces carsonii, 1695 nucleotides long. RefSeq lists its product as uncharacterized. The transcript has a single exon. The record is from RefSeq and is a predicted model, not a curated record. NCBI's taxonomy places the organism in Eukaryota, Fungi, Ascomycota, Pichiomycetes, Serinales, Debaryomycetaceae. The coding region runs from base 1 to 1695 and encodes 564 amino acids.
AUGAAUGUUAGUGGCAACGGAUACUACACCACUAGAUAUCUUGACCUGAGGAAAGAGGGAACACGAUCUCAGAGCCGGUAUGCUAGCCUACCUCGUCAAUGCAGUGGGUCGUCAUAUGAACCCAAAAGUGAAAUGAUUAUAGGUGAAUGGAACCGCACUCCAUAUGACGAACAAGAUAUAAGUGAGGUCGGAUCGACGGUUUACGAUAAGAAUGACGAAGUUUCAACUAUGGAAUUCUCCAAACAAGGAAAUGUUGCUGACAACGCUGAAUUUGGUGAGAGAGAAAGUGAACAGGAGGAUUAUGAUCCUGAUUACUUAGAGCAAGAGAUCACUCCUGCUCAGCUCAAUAUUCUUCAGAGCUCUUAUAGGCCCUAUAGAGUGACAACACGGCCACCAUAUGCCACUCCACAGCGACACAUAGAAAACCCUCUGCAACAGUACCAUGGGUAUUACAUUCAACAAAAGAAACGAAUUGACUCUUCCCCUUACAAACCUAAAUUUUAUACACAUAAGACCUUUCGAGAAGUCUUUCAGGACGCUGAAGAAGACACCUGUAAAUACAAUCCAAUGGAAUUCGUCUUUCAGGACCAACCAGAAGAAAAGAAGCUCAAAAAAGCUGUCAAUAUUUUACGUGGAAAAAAAGCAAAUUAUGAUAAUGAUUAUUACCAGAACCUACAAAGGCUGCCGAGACAGGAGAAAUCAACUCCGCCGGUGGUCUUUUCUCAGCAAGAAACUACCAGUGUCGAAGAAAAUGAAUCUAAACGGGCUAAAAAAUCAAGAAAUUUAAAACUGCUAUGGAAGAAAAGGUCAAAUCCAGAGAAAACCGUAGCUCUACUCCCGCCAGCUAUCGCUCAAGCUGACAACAUUUCGAAUGAAGUUUUUAAAGAAGGUAAUAUGAAUAUUGAACUGACACCUGAAGUCGCGUCCGACCAAACUGAAGUACAUUCUCCAAAUAAUCAAUUCCAUCCUCUAUGGAACUAUAUUUUAUCUUGGAUUGUUUAUAAUCCCAAUAUUACUGACGGAGAAGAACUUUCAAUACCUUCUAUUGACUCAGCCGAAGAAGUUGUCAAGGAGGAUGGUGGCAGAAUGAAGAAAUCAUUGAAACUUAAGAAAAAGGACAGACCGAAGCUGCAUAGGCAAUCUAAAGAUAAUAUAAAAGGUAUCAAAAAAAACUAUAGUAUGAUGGUUAGUAAAUGGAAUCAACCUCUAUCUGUAGUUUUCGAUGGGAAUGAGGCAGGAAAAAUGUCUUUGAGAGCUACUCCAGAAUUUUCCUCCAGUACUCGGCUCAUAAAAUCAUCGGGGGACGGAAAUUCUCAGGAAUUUGUCAUAGAAAUCGAAGAUGAUGAAGACGAUAGUGUCGACGAGGAGUUAUAUUACAAUCCAAUCACGAAGAGUUUGGAGAGAGUUCCUGUCGCUAAUGGAAAUACAUCACCAUUGGACGGUCCUAAAGUUUUGAUAUCAAAUGUUGGGAACUUGAUUAAGAAGUUGAAGAUUAUGAGGUUAAUAUUUGCUCCAAUUGAUAUAGUCGGCAAUACGUUCCCGAGUCUUCAAACAUUUGUGAUAAUAGCCGAGUUAGUUAUAUUUGUCUGGCUCUUAUACGAAUUGAGUUUACUCAUUGAUUCGUUAUGUAUGAUGGUGAAAGCUGUGUGUGCUCCAAUGAUUGCCAUGGGCAGACUAAUGAAUAGAAUUAUGUAG